CUUAAAGAAACAUAAGCGACUACAAUGGAGAAAUCCGCAACGUUUGUCCUCUCUUUGUGGUUGAUCUUCAUGGCAGCAAGCUCCACUCUGGGACAGUCAGCGACUACAAGUGAAACAAGCCUGACCGAGAACCCCCAACAAGCUAGCUCUUCCCAAUCUACAGCGACCACGCCCACGCCCACGCCCGGCCGUUCUUCUACUCACGACCAUAAGGUUGAUACAUCAACGGCAGCAUCACACCUCCCAUCGUCCACCUCAGGAAGAUCAGCUAUCACCACCGCAUCAAGGCAGCCCGCAGUGUCCUCCGGAGCCACCUCGAGCCCUGGAGUUACACCUUCGACCCCGGCGUCAUCCUCAAGUGGGACCGACUCUGCCAGACUCUCAGCCACAACAUUAAAAGCAGGGACUACUUCUUUGUUCAAAUUAUCUAGUCCAAUGCUGGUGUCUGUAAUCUCCAUUCUAAUCUGCAAUGCAUAGAAUGCUCGACCACUGGACUCUUGCAACGGCUCAUAUUGUGAAAAAUGUUGAUGUGAAGUAAAAAGUAAUUCGUUAUUUUUCUGUUUCAAAUAAGAAUUUAAAAAAGUAUAUGAUUUGAAUAUGUGGGCAACUUUUCU
Messenger RNA from Phycodurus eques (leafy seadragon), 614 nucleotides. Its product is annotated as spore coat protein SP96-like. NCBI's taxonomy places the organism in Eukaryota, Metazoa, Chordata, Actinopteri, Syngnathiformes, Syngnathidae. The coding region runs from base 25 to 477 and encodes 150 amino acids. The transcript has 2 exons. The record is from RefSeq and is a predicted model, not a curated record.